AUGGCAUCAUAUUACGGAGACAGAUCGAGGGACGUACCAUCAUGGGAAUCCUUAGAAGCGGCAGAUGAUGAUGAUAUAGUAGAUACAUCCGAAUAUUCAUAUGCAUCUCGAGAUCAUAUACUGUUCUGUAUAGAUGCAUCUAAAUCAAUGCAAACUCCCUUCCCAAAUACUACAAACGAAGAUGGGCAAUUUAUAAGAGGUAAAAGUGCUCUACAUCAAGCGUUAGAAGCUGUAGUCAAGAUUCAGAGAAGUAAAGUCAUAACAGGACCCGCAGAUAGUGUAGGGGUUCUAUUAUGGAAUAUCGAGCCAACUAAUGCUCCUUCUUCAAGUCAAGCAUCUUAUAAACCAGGUACAUUGGUAUAUCAAAAUCUCAGAACAAUCAACGCAGAAGAAAUUAAACGUAUCGUUAAAUUAAUGGAAAAUGUCAAUAACCAAUAUGAAUCACAAGGUAAUGAAGAAGAUGCUCAAGAUGAAAAAACUGUUCAACCUAAGAUAUUAGGAGAAACGUUCCCAUCAUGUGAGAAAGAUCAAGAAUUGAAUAUCGCAGAUGUUUUAGUCACUUGUAAUUUCCUCUUUAGAGAUGCGGGAACAAAUUUAGCUGGAAAUAAACGUGUUUUCCUAGUUACAGAUAAUGAUUAUCCACCUGGAAGCAAGAUGAAUAGAGAGCCCUCUAGGACUGUAUAUGGAGAUUUAUCUUCCUAUGGUAUAUCUAUAAAUACGUUUUUUGUCGAUCGACCAGAUCAUAGGUUCAAUCCUACAUUAUAUUGGAAUGAUAUACUUCAACGCGAACCAGAUGAUAACGCACCUGGACCAGACGAAGUUCCAGAUAUAGAUGGUUUAGCAGAAUUAGCGGAAGUGAUGAAUGAUUUAGUCAUUCGACAUGCACCUAAAAGAGUUCAAUUCAGUAUACCAUUGAAGUUUGGUGGUAAAAAUGGUGAUAUAGAGAUUGGUAUAUCAGGAUAUGCGAUGGUUUCUACUCAAGGUAAAGGUCAACCUAAAUUAGUUAGAAUGAGGGGUCAAACUGUUGAAGAGGUUCAAAUCAAAUCUGAAUAUACUUCUGCUGAAACCGGAGCGGUGCUGAAAGAUACUGAAAUUGGUCAAGCGUUUCAAUUUGGAAAUGAAUCGACCGUGAAGAACGUUAUUGAACCUAAUUGGUGGGAAAGCGACGAGCAUCAGUUAGAACAACAGAUGGUCGCAGAUGAAGUACUAAGAUUGGACAAAGAGAAAAGGAUGAGAGAGGAUGAAGCCGAGGAAGGAGAAGAGGAGGAAGAAGUGGCUGAAAAUGGAACCACUCGGAAGACCUCGCCGAAGGUAGCUGAUGCGAUUGAUGAGAAACCUAAAGUGAUAGCGAGAACAAGGUUGCAAUUCACCAACGAUGAAGUAGCAGAAUUCAAAUCUAUGGGUUUGAAACCGCAAAUCAAAAUCAUAGGAUUCCAAAGUCCAGAUCAUUUAUCGGUGGAAGAGAAUCUCAAGCACUCAUAUUUCAUAUAUCCUAACGAGACCGAAUACACAGGAUCAACAAGAACGUUCGCUGCUCUUCUUCGAUCAUGCGUAAAAUUGAAUAAACACGCACUAGCUUUGUGUAGAUUUAGGACAAACACACAACCUGAAUUUUGCGUGUUAAUACCUCAAGAAGAAAGUUUUACUACAGAUGGAGGACAAGAUCAACCUCCCGGAUUUCAUGUCAUAAUCUUACCUUACAGAGACGAUAUAAGGCGACCACCGAAGAAUAUGACUGACAACUUGUUAGCUACUGACAUCCAGGCGAAAUUGAUGUCAAAUGUCGUAAAGAGAUUGAGGAUCAAAGCAGGGCAUUAUAGAUCGGAAGCGUAUCCCAACCCUGCUCUAGCAUACCAUUAUGCGCAGUUGCAAUCGUUAGCUUUCGAAGAAGACUUUGACCCAUCUUCUUCCGCUCAGGAUUUAGAUAAGACUUUCCCUAAAUGGUUUGGAAUGCAUAAAGCCGCCGGUGAAUUUAUGGGUGAAUUUAAUAAGUCAAUUGAAGAAGAUGAAAGGGCAGUAGAAUCCUUAAAAGGUGGAACUAAACGAACUGCCAAGGCCACAAUAGCAGAUGAAGGGGGAUUGGAAGAAGAGGAUUUAAAGGACUUGAAGGGGUUAUGGAAAUUGGGUAAAUUAGAUAAAGCAAAAGUACAAGAACUCAAAGAUUAUGCUAAAUUCCACAAAAUAUCACUCAAUGGGAAGACGAAAAAAGCCGAUUUGAUGGAUAUCCUUUCUGAUCAUUUCGAAAAUGAUAAAACUGGCGAUGACGAUACCAGUGGUAAGAAGAAAAGCAAGAAGUAG
Molecule: messenger RNA, 2298 nt
Organism: Kwoniella shivajii
Lineage: Eukaryota; Fungi; Basidiomycota; Tremellomycetes; Tremellales; Cryptococcaceae
Exons: 15
Coding region: 1-2298 (765 amino acids)
Biological process (GO): telomere maintenance; double-strand break repair via nonhomologous end joining
Cellular component (GO): nucleus; Ku70:Ku80 complex
Molecular function (GO): telomeric repeat DNA binding; double-stranded DNA binding; damaged DNA binding
Source: RefSeq, a predicted model, not a curated record